GCCGGAAGAGCUGAGAGCGUGGUGCAGAAACUACUUCUUGCUUUUAGUCUGUAGCAACUUUAAUGCUUAUUUAUUCUUUAUCCAAGUUUCAUCGCUCUUUAUGAUGAUGGUCUUGAUGGGGUAUAUUCUUUUCCAUUCAGUAGUAGUUGGACACUCAGACCUCAUCUCCAUCUUCUCAAUUCCACUCAGGUUAGACACGAUCGACUUAGACGUGCUGAACUUUGUGGGUAUUUUGGAUUGGUUUCAGGCCCUUGGUUAUGAACAAGGCAAGCCUUUGACAAUGAACCCAACCACCCUGAAGCCAGCAGAUUUAAUUGAGAAAGAAGGCGAUAUACAGAAGGAAAUCAAGCGACGCUUGCAGGCGGUGCUUGUUUUUUAUUUGGCAUUGUAGCCGCACUGUAUAAUUUACGAUGUAUCUGAUGGUGUAUAUUCCUAGUAUAUCUGCAAGACCUCUGAAUUUUUUCAGCUUCUGACGGACUCUCGAUAGGACUACUAGAACAGCCUACAGCUCAACUUAUUAUACUAGAUAUUCAAACUCCUUAUGUGAUGACUAUAAACAUUUCCUCAACCAGAUCUACAACAAAGCGUUGCAAGACCAAGAGAAAAUUAAUAUCAGCACGGCUGUAAGAGAACAAGCAAAAGAAGAUGAGACUGAUGGCCAGACCGGCACCACCAUCGAUUUGAUCGUGUCCGAAAAAUGGGACACAUUUCAGAUUUUUUCUGCUUUGCAGCAGGUCGUGGCAGAUGAAGCAGACGCAGACGAGAGGAAGUAUCAGGCAAACAUGGGGCAGAAGAGUAAUCGCACGAACCUCUACUACAUGACCCGCGAAAAGGUAUUACUUGUUUACUUAUGUAUGCCAGGAUGUAAGCACACAAAUACACGCCCUACUUUUACUAAUUCUAUUUGUUUACUCGAUUGACGCGAGCUGAGUACUUUUUUUGGUAGAUUAGUGACAUACUUCAUGAUGUCAUCACUUCCGUACAAUUUGUUCAACCCAUUGUUUUCCAGGCUGAUCUGUUGAUCGAGGGCACGAGCAAUUUGGUCGAGAAGGCUGAUCGGAUGGAUUAUCAGCCUGCACCUGUAGCUCAAGUAGAUCAAAUUGCGCAGAUCAUUCAGCGCGUGUACAUCGCUUACGAGCAAUGCAGCAAGUCUGACCAAGUCGUAGGUC
Molecule: messenger RNA, 1169 nt
Organism: Amoebophrya sp. A25
Lineage: Eukaryota; Dinophyceae; Syndiniales; Amoebophryaceae
Source: the annotation of a GenBank genome assembly